GCAGAAAUCCCGUCUCCGGCUCCUGUCUGACAUAUAUUAUGCUCGAUGCUAGGAUUUUCCGUCGCAGCUGGCUGAUAACGGCGUAACAUCAUGGCGGUUAGCGACAAGAAGCCGAUGUCACGUCUAAUGAAACUCGCCAACAAAUUCAAUUGCUUCUACCUGUCAGGUUUUCAUGCAGGAGAAUGCAGAGCAUUUGUUGUCGAUGGGCAGCAAGUUGGUCUUGUACGUCCAGAUGUAAUGAAGGAAAUUUUAAACUAUCCUCAAGUAUUCCAAGUGCAACCAGAAUACGUGCAACUAAACCCAGCCUUUCGAGAUUAUGCAGAGAGAAGUGCACGUGUCGAUGAAGUGUUGAGAGAAUGGAAAGCAGGUGGGAAAUUCAUAACACUACGUGGCUGGAGGGAGGAAUGUCAUGAAGUUCGAGCUCAGUUUAAUACCAUCCCACUGCUUAAGAUGGAUCGCUCAGCCACAUGCUUAUUCGGCAUUCGGAAAUACGGAGUGGAUAUAAAUGGUUAUGUAAUGGAUCCUGUCAAAGGUUUGUCAAUAUGGUUACAAAAGCGUAGUCCUAACAAACAAACGUGGCCGGCGUACUGGGACAGCAUGGUGAGCGGCGGAUUGACUGUUGGCUAUGGCAUAAACGAAACCGCGAUAAAAGAGGCAUUCGAAGAAGCUGGAAUUCCGAAUAAUCUUAUUGCUAAGCUAAAGAGCGCCGGUUGCGUGUCGUUCUUUUUCGAGAGUGAGAGGGGUCUGUUUCCUAAUACGGAAUUCGUAUAUGAUCUUGAACUGCCACCGGAUUUCAUACCGAGUAAUAGCGACGGAGAAGUAGAAACCUUCGAGUUACUACCCGUUAGUGAAUGCUUAGAGAGGAUACUCUCCCCACACUUCAAGACUACGUCUGUACCGGUCGCCCUUGACUUCUUAAUUAGACACGGAUACAUCACAGCGGAGAAUGAGCCUAACUUUAUACAGAUUGUGGAGUUACUUCAUGUACCUCUGCAGACUAUGUACAACUUUCCACACAAAGCGUGUAAAAUAACAGCCAAUGGUGAAGCAAAUUAUGGUGAAGCUUUAUAAAGAAUUUAUGUUUCUCUAGGCUUUUAAUUUAUACCGUGCUAAGGCUAUGAGUCAAAUGAAAUGAAUGAGAUUGUUCUUACUCUCUGUUUCUUCUCAUUGAACGGCUACAUGUGCUGUUGCGAAAUUUUACAUUAAAUGAUGCAGUUAUACACAUGUAAGACACACAAAGAGCUUUUUAUAAAUUAUUGAGCUAUAGAUAGAAAGUUUUUAUUACUGAGUUGGACAUAUUUUUGCAUUUAUUCAAAGUUAACUUUAUUUGCAUAUUACGUAUUAACAACGAAAAAAGAGAAAUAUUUAAUACGCUUUAUUAACCACAUUGAUCUUAAGAUGUUUAUGAGGUUUUUGUAACAUGUUAAUUUUAAAGUAACAUUAAUUUUCCUCUAUCUAUACACAAUUUUAUGUGAUCCAUAAAACAGAAAAGACUAUUAAAUAACGCCUUUUUACGUAUUUUUUUGUAUAUUACAAUUUAUAUUUCUAAUUAAAAUAUGGUCGAAAUGGUAGAACAAAAUUACAUAUAGCGGUAAUUUCUUCCAUUUAAAAAUAUGUCUUUCCCUUUUUUUUAUAUAUAUAAAAAUCUAAUUACACAAACAGUCGUAUUAUAUUAAGGUAUUUUUCAGUAUGACUUGCAUUUAUUACAUUAGCACAACAAAAUCGUAUGCCAAUUAUAUUAAUACCGUGUUUUUCAACUAAACAGGUGCAUUGUAAUAAAAGAUAAUGAAUAAUGUUCAAUGAAAUUAUGAUAACCGAAAAGUAUUAUGAAAACACAGCAUUCCAGAGAAUAAGUUUACUACUAAGCUUGCGUUUAAGGCCCGAAAAGUAACGGAUGUUUUCAAAUAAUUGUAAAAUUUACAACGCUGUGCUUAAAAUCACCAGUGCAAGAUCCUGAUAGUCUGUGUAACAUUAAGAUUGUUCACAGUAUUAUGAAAGUAAAGAUACAGUACACCAUUCUGAUACGUUGAGGAAAAUUCACGGUGGGAUUAUGUGCUCGAAACAUGUGUUCAACAGUAUUUUAUUAUCAAAAGCGUUCUCUCGAAUACUUAGUUUUUAUUUACUAGUACUCUUUUUAAUGAAGAAUCGUAAGCACUUAAUUACUUAUUACAUACAACAUACUGGCAUUUUAUAAUGAAAAUAUUGAAUACUUCCACAACGGUAAAAAUUCAAACUGCAUCUAUACAUCAAGACAUCAAUAACUGUACAAGUGAGAAGCACAAAUUAACGACUAAUGCAAUUGUAUAUUUUCGUUCGUAUUACCCUUAUUUCAAAUAAGAUCAAUAUUAAUAUAAGCAAUUAAUAAUAUGGUUUUAUGUUCUUACAUUAUAAGAUGAACAAAAAAUUUUACGUCACAUUUGAAUACGUCGUAUUAUAUAUUUCAAUUGUACAUAAUAUUUAUUUGUAGUUCGCUCUCUCAUUCUUUUUUACUUUAACAUCACAGUUUAUGAAGUUGUGGAUUGGACUAAUAUUGUAUUAUCGCUUUAUAUGCCGAAACACUUCGAUGAGAGCAUCAAUAACUCUUUGUUAUUAACGCGACUGAUGUCGUGAUGUGAAGUAUAUCAUUCGUAUGUGAUAUAUUUUACAUCGCAUUUAAAAAGAAAAUUGUUAUAUAUACCUCAUAAAACAAAUACUUAUUCAUAUCGAUCGAUCUGUUAAUGUUCUUGUUAAAUUCAUUAUUACGAAAAUCACAUUAUUACGUGUAUGACGUGUGGACUGCAGCGUAUCAUAUAUUUGUUACGAUAUUAUAAUUAUAAUGAUGUAAUAAAUGAUCGCGUUUAUAUAUUGCACAAAAAGGCACACGAGCACUUGUACAUGCCAAACCGUAGUUUCACAAACACGUUUGGUUUAGAAAGUAUGAGUUUCGAACACCGACUCUUUUAACGACUUUUGUACGAUAGACGAUGGAGUGUGUAUUUCAUAUAGAAUAGCUGUAAUUUGGAUCCUUUAAACUAUAUAAUUUCAUGUUCGCGCAUAUAUAUACAUAUAUAUGUAUAUAUAUAUGUAUAUAUGAUGAAUUGAUAUUGCGACAUGAUAUUAUAAAAUUGUCAGUUGAACAAAUUUUACAGUCAAGUUCGAAGAACCGACUAAUCGCGAACUGCGUGCAGUAGAUUUCAUAAGUUUAAUACUUUUGUAAUAACGAUAAAAUGUAAUAUUAUACUAGUCACGCUCAUCUUUAUCACUCUGCUGUUUCUUCUAACGAUUGAUCUGGUCAUCAAACAUGACGUUUGUGAUACACUUAUUCUAAGUGAGAUUUCGUUUCCUACUAUGAUUCUGUUUUGUGAUAGGGAUGGAUAGGACUGGUUACACACGUUUGUCGCAUGAAUUAAAGUAGUAUUACGUUACAUGCCAUACACGCCGAUCUUUCUGUUUGGUUCCAACGGCAAAAACGAGAAGUUGCGCGUUUGAAACAAGAGUGUUUAUGGCCCGAUUAACAGUGAAACUAAUUUAAUUACAGAUUGUUAUAUAUUAUAAUGCAAAUUUGCCAAGUUUGCAUACAUGUACUAUUGUGACUUUGAGUGAUUACUGUAUGUGAUUAUAUAAUACCAAUUAACUUGAGCGCAUACCGCUUAGCUUUUAUAUCCUCUGUUGCAGCCUAAGUAUGUAUCGAUUGUAAGAGGGGAAACCAUCUCGCGAGCCGCCAAAACAGAUCGACGCGAUUCUUUCGUAGAUUAUUACGGUCGAAUUAAUCAGCGCACUGUGUGGCUCGCGAUCCGACAAGUCGCUUCGCCACUUAACACGCGAUAAAGCGAAGCUUCUUUGCGGUAGGUACGACCGAUUGAUGACGUCGACAUUAAAUUGAGGGAUUCUCCGUAGGAUUUUUCUAUAUCAUUUCAAUUUUAUUAUCACUAUACUUCUGAACGAUACCAAUUUGAAAUUUUAUUCUUUGAGCACAAUUAUAUUAAAUUCGAUAAAUAAAAAAAUUUAGAAAGAAUCGACACAGUUCUCUGUUCUGUAAGAUGCGUUAUUUCACAAAUAAGUUUCAAUAUACUAAAAGUAAGAGAUCGGUCGUGCCUAAAAAACCGAGUAAACGAGUAAAGUAACAAUCACGGAAGACAAAUGUUUUGUCUCUCUGAAGAAAAAUACAUAAACUUAUAUUCGUUACGCACUGAAUUCAGCGCGUCCUUGAACGAAUAAGAGAUAACAACACGAAUACUUAUAGUCACGAAGUUAAUGUUCUGGAGCAAACGGUUGAUUGUUUUGUUUUAGCAUGAGACAUAUAAAUUCUCUAACACAAAUAAGAUGAAUCGUGAGAGGAAAAUAAUUUAUCUCCCUAAAAAAUAUGUAUGUGUUGCGGAGCAGAAUUGUCAUGAUCUACUGGCAAACAAACUCCAGACACUUUCGUAUGUUGUUAUCCCAUUCGCUCCUAUUUUUACAGGCAAAAGUUAUAGGUACGGAUACUUAUAUUCUGUAUAAAGAUGCGGAUUGUUACACUCGGGUCGUUUAAUAUUAGUAAGAGACUUAAAAAACGAUAGAGUAUCGAUUGCAUCGAAGAUGCAGCCAAAAAUAUAAGAGAUGUGUAGUUCUAGGAUCAAAUAAUUGUACUUACAUAAACGAUGAGAAACAUUUUUUCGACUGAUCUUUUACUACAUACACAUCUUUCGACUGAUCUUUUACUACAUACGAUUUUUACUGCUUUUCGUUGCUACGUUGAUCUUAUCGUUUUUCCACCAUGACGCAAAUCCAGUGUGUAUUAUAUUUACCCGCGGUUAAUUAUCACGUUAACGAACGAUUGAAUGUUGUGUUAAAAGAAAAAGCUAUAUUUUUGCCGUUUAUUGCGUUCAACUAACGACGAUAUGAAUGAUGACAUGUACCGAUAGCACAUGUGAUAAUAAAAUAACAUUUGUAAUUGAACGUAUGAACACACACAUGACGUCCAAGACAUCGUGCGCUUUUCCUUUGCUUUCGUUUUUUUCCAUUUUUCUUUUUGCAAAAUUUCGAGUUCAGUUGAUUCUCUUCGAUAAUAUUCAUUCUAAGAAUGCGCACAAUGUCUGGAGCAUUCGUUUACACGUUGCACUAUUCUACGAUGUAAUUGCCCAAUAAAUACCAACUAUCAGGAACAUAACAUCAAUGUUACAAUUUUCUAUUCAACAACGUAAAUUCAAUAUAAUACGUGUGCUAUGUAACAGUUACAGCGUAUUGAGUGGGAAAUAACAUUGACGUAAUGUUACUGUUGGUUGUUGUUUACCAGAUUACAAAUCCGACUAUUUGUCCGCUUAAUUCGACAUUGCAAUAUGAAAAGGUACUCUUUUUCUUUUUCAGUUCUAUAUUGAGGCAACUUCGACAUUGUGUUUCGUUAUAAUUGAUAAUAUUAUGCUGAUAGUCUUUUGCGCAUUAAUGCUAUAUUCAAUACAUAUCAGAGUAUAGUAUUGACGUGUUGUUGUAUUAUAAUCAGAUGCUAAAUUAUUAAAAUAAACGCAAACUGCACGA
Messenger RNA from Odontomachus brunneus, 5490 nucleotides. RefSeq lists its product as uncharacterized. The coding region runs from base 91 to 1071 and encodes 326 amino acids. The record is from RefSeq and is a predicted model, not a curated record. NCBI's taxonomy places the organism in Eukaryota, Metazoa, Arthropoda, Insecta, Hymenoptera, Formicidae. Gene Ontology annotation, molecular function: 8-oxo-dGDP phosphatase activity. The transcript is spliced from 5 exons.